AUGCUCUUGGACAAACCGGAGAGCCAUCAAACUGAUUACUACGAAGUUGACUCCCAUCCAAAUUCAGAUCUCGAUAAAGGGAAACACAUAGAAGGCUCAAUCCCCCUUUCCCAGGAUAACAAAAAUCGUCUCUACCUUCCAUGGCGUUACUCUGUGAUCAUCAAGGUCUUCAUGCGAAAGAUGCCAUACCAUUUCCUUCAGUCUAAACUAAUUGAACUAUGGAAGCCAUCCGAACAGUUAAUCUUGAUUGACCUAGGAUGGGACUUCUACAUAGUCAAAUUUAGUUUAGAAAAGAAUAUGGUGAUGGCACUCCACCUUGUCCCUUGGUUCAUCUCCGAAAACUUCUUGUCUGUGUGGAAAUGGGAACCUAAGUUCGUUCCUCAAGAAUCCACCCUUACUUCUACUUCCAUAUGGAUCCGGCUCCAACAAUUACCAACAGAAUUCUACGAUAAGGAUAUCCUAGAAAAGGUUGGAAGGAAAUUGGGCAAACUAUUAAAAAUAGACCAAUGCACUUCCUCUACUCGCAAGGGACGAUAUGCUCGUAUUUGUAUUCAAGUGCCACUGGAAACACCAGUGGAAACAUCGGUCAUAAUAGGAGACCACAAACAGGCAGUGAUCUAUGAAGGAGAAGGGACUCUGUGCACUCUUGCGGCAGAAUUGGGCACACUGCAGUAG
Nicotiana attenuata is the source of this 675-nucleotide messenger RNA. RefSeq lists its product as uncharacterized. The coding region runs from base 1 to 675 and encodes 224 amino acids. The record is from RefSeq and is a predicted model, not a curated record. Lineage: Eukaryota; Viridiplantae; Streptophyta; Magnoliopsida; Solanales; Solanaceae. The transcript has a single exon.